AUGGCAAACAAAUACUUUGCAUUGCUGUUGGUGGCGUGCCUUGUAGCCGCUGCAAGUGUUGAUGCCCUACAAACGCCACAAGAAUGCGUUAAAAGUUGUCUCGACCGUCGAUGCGGCCCAAACCCCAAAACCUUCUGUAGUUUUCUCUGUGACUACGGUUGUUCACUAUCAUCUGGAGGGAUAGUAAAAAAUGAUAAGAUGGAAACACAGGUAAUGCCGACAUUAGCACCACAACCACCAAGGAAGGUUCAAGCACAGGGCAAAGAAACAAUAGAGACAAAUCAAGAGUUUCAUUAA
Messenger RNA from Sphenostylis stenocarpa, 297 nucleotides. The record is from the annotation of a GenBank genome assembly. Lineage: Eukaryota; Viridiplantae; Streptophyta; Magnoliopsida; Fabales; Fabaceae.